CACAGCUACUAUGAGCGGUCGUGUCAGUCGGAUGCUUCGGGCGAGCAUUUUCGCGUAAACUAAUUGAUUUCUUCUAAUUAAAUUAUAGUGAAUCAUUGUGUUAGCGAUGCAGAAGUGAUGUGAGCCAUGCGAAUUAAUAUUGUGCAAAGAUUAAUACAAAAGACUUCAAAAUAGGGGGUGUGAGAGGAAAACAAAAAUGGCCUCGGGAGAUACUGACCACAUAGAAGUUAUGGAUAGUUCCGCCUCAAAAAAGUCGGAAAACGCCACCGGACCGUCUGGAUCCGAGGACGAUGAUCGUGAUAGAAGUUCGAUUGCUGAGAAAAAUGUACCUUACGACCCGGCGGUCGGGCCCUUGGGGGCCAUUAGCAAGGUGCACAAGUCUGACCGCAAGAUUGGUCACCGCCGCGUCGGUGAGGGCGGCGAGAUCACCUACAAGAAAAUCCAGUCUUCACAGAUUAUGGGCUCCAUUCAGCUCGGCAUCCAGCACGCCAUCGGUGGACUAGCGUCGAAACCGGAACGAGAUCUCCUAAUGCAAGACUUUAUGACAGUGGAGACGACGAAUUUCCCACACGAGGGGUCGAAUCACACGCCUGCGCAUCACUACUCGGAGUUCAAGUUCAAGACUUAUGCGCCAAUUGCAUUCAGAUACUUCAGGGAUCUGUUUGGGAUACAACCUGAUGACUUUCUGAUGUCGAUGUGCAGCGCGCCAUUACGCGAACUGAGCAACCCUGGUGCUUCCGGCAGCAUAUUCUACCUGACCAAUGACGAUGAGUUCAUCAUCAAGACAGUGCAACACAAGGAGGGGGAGUUCCUGCAGAAACUGCUGCCAGGGUACUACUUGAACCUCGACCAGAAUCCGCGCACGUUACUGCCAAAAUUCUUCGGUCUGUACUGCUACCAGUGCAACAGCAAAAAUGUCCGGCUCGUUGCCAUGAACAACAUACUCCCUUCGUCUGUCAAACUGCACCAGAAAUACGAUUUAAAGGGGUCCACGUACAAGAGAAAGGCAAACAAAUCGGAGCGCACGAAAGCGUCACCCACAUACAAAGACCUGGACUUCAUGGAGCACCACGCCGAGGGGAUACUGCUGGAGGCCGACACUUACACAGCGCUCAUCAAGACUAUGCAGCGCGAUUGUCGGGUGCUGGAGAGCUUCAAGAUUAUGGAUUAUUCGUUACUAGUGGGCAUCCACAAUCUGGACGAGGCUCAGCGCGAAAAAAUAGAAGCCAGGAGACGCACGGACUCCGGCCACAGCGACGGCGACGACGAGCCGCGGAGGGGGCUCAACAGAACUAGAUUGGACCCGGGCAAGGAGGAUUUUGGGGCCCAUGUUAAACGGACACAGUCGAUCAACCGGCAGCGGCUGGUGGCGCACUCCACGGCCAUGGAGAGCAUCCAGGCUGAAAGCGAACCCAUUGACGAGGAGGACGACGUGCCCCCCGGCGGUAUUCCGGCCAGGAACGCGCGCGGGGAGCGACUGUUGCUCUUCUUGGGUAUCAUCGACAUCCUCCAGUCAUACCGACUCCGAAAGAAGCUGGAACACACGUGGAAGAGUAUGAUACACGACGGGGACACAGUAUCGGUGCACAGGCCAAGUUUCUACGCUCAAAGGUUUCUGGACUUCAUGGGCAAGACUGUUUUCAAGAAAAUACCUUCGUUGGACCUACCGGAGAUCAAAGGGAACCACAGGAAGUUCCGAACCUUGGUCACCAGCUACAUAGCGCUGAAACAUUCACCGUCGAAACGAAAGAGCAUCGCCAAGCCGGCCAGACCUCAGGACGAAGUCGAGACUACUGGCGCCGCAGGUUCCAGCGUGGGCACAGGUGCUAAAGCAGUGUCUCUAUCUGACGUCACAGCGCAUAUAAUACCUACGUCCUUGACGUCACCUGUCGCAACUGCGGCUAAAAUAUCUGUAGCGACGUCCAAGACGGCCACGUCAGAACCGGACGUAGCUUUCCCAGCUGUACUAAAAGGCUCCCAAAAGCAACGGGUGCCGCCACCCGUUCCUCCUAGGGGCUCCCCCAAAGCUAAGCGUGGAGGAGCCAACUCUCAAUCUUCCAGUAUCGAUACCAAAGCAGCGGCGCCACUGUCGUGCUGCUCCACCCCGCCGCCCCCGUUCGAAGAAGCCCCACCCCCCCGCACGUCUAGAACUAACUCGUCGUCAACUACAUCGUCAAGCGCGUCAGGCAGACGCCGCGGUGCGUCAAGCGCAGCGAGCGUUAUGACCACGUCUUCGGCGUCAUCGCUUGCCUUGACGCCGGCGGCGUUAAGCAGUGCUAGGAGCAAUGAAGCGAGUGUUUGUUGGACCCCUCCCGCGUCGGUAGAGGGCUCCACGCCUACUUGGACGGAGGGCACGCCUAGCUUCACCGAAUCUAGUAGUAGUGAACAAGGCUAUCCAAUAACCCCGGCCCGCAGUGAAGGCCGGCGGUCCCCCCGCCCCCCGCCGCCGCCCGCGCGCGUCGCGCCCCCCACCACUAUCAACUGCCUCACUAGUGAAGUGAUGGAAAUAGCUCACCUUACUGCGGAGACGUCCCAUGUGACCAUAUCUUCGUACGAAGUUCAACAACAUAGUAUUAAAAGUGAUAAAUAUUCUUAAAACAUAAAAUACAAUAUCACUUUUAAAUAUUUAUAUUAAACACAUUCUGACAUGAUUUUAUUCCUGUUAUAAAAUUUAUUUCUUUCAUAUCGAAUGUGUUAUUGCUAAGACUGGUGUCAGAUUUUUAUUAAGUCUCCUAAAGUCACCUGCCAUUACUUUUGCGACUACCUAACGCCAUCUAGUGGCAAGUAGCCGCAUACACACUUGUGAACUAAACAGUCCACCAAUGUGUAGGUUUCCUCACGAUGUUUUCCUUCACCGGAAGCAAUUGGUGGUCUAUGAAAACACAUGAGUCAGACUGGUAUACAAACUCAUGUGGCACAAGUAGUACUCGAACUUGGGACCUUUCGAUCAUCAUCUAUCAUCAUGUCAGAAUAAGUGAAAAAUAUUGUUUAUUGAUAAAAUGGGUCAUUCUGUGUUAAUAUUUAUCAGUGUAUUGUAAUGUUUGUAAUCGCUUGUUGAGUCAACUUAAAAUAUUAGAAAUGCAAAGCUGAAAACUCAUUACCUAUUAAUUAAUUUCAAUUAUAUAAAUAGUUGAUCGUAUGGCAGCCCCAAAUUAAGCCAUUGAGUUAGCCAUUUUGUGGCAAGACAUUUGACUCUUCUCUACAUCGACGCGCAAAGAUGAAUUGUGAACAUUCAAGUUAAUUUUACAUCAGUUUUAUUAUGUAAUCUUUUUAAUGUGGUCUAUUAAUUUUGAUCUUAUUGUCUUUUUCAAAUUUCCUGUUUUGUCAAUAUAAGAUUUUUCAACAAUUGUAUUUCAAAUACUGGGUACAAGUGUACUAGUGAAAAUUUAAUAUCUUUUCUACUAUUCAAAUUUAUAUCAGUAUUUGUUUGUUAAAAAAUUAUAAUAACAGUAGUUCCAAUUUUCCAAAUUAUUUAAUUAAGAACAACAAUAUAUGUUGUUUUUUUUUAAUUUGAAUCAAUUUAACUAUGACUAAGAAAUGAAAUAAAAUGUCACAUUGAAUUUAUUUUAAUUUAAAAUAAACUUCGGAAUAUAAUUUUGUGAAAUUUAAUCACACAUGACACUGCCAAUAACGAUAUUUAGAAAUAAAUUAAUUAUACAUACUGCCGCAUUUCGUAAACAUAUUGAACUAUUGCUCUUACUCAGAGCCAAGUAAAUAUGUUAACCUAAAUACGUUUUCUUGGUGCUAUGAGUGUAAUAAAAUGUUGAUACCUAAAACUGGCUAUGAAAAAAAAUACAUAUUAUAAUAAUACUAUUUGUGAUAGUGCCACUUGCAAAACUUAUAUAGCACAUACAUUAUCACAGUUUCUUUUUUGAAUUCUAUAUAAAGUAUCAUGUAUCUGUUCCAACGUGAUUUAAUAUUCGUAAGGAUCUUAUUAUUUGAUUUAAGUACCUACCCAGCUAUUAACACCUUAAAAUACCAUUUAUUUUGUUUCCUUAGUAUAAGUAGCCAAAUUUAAAUGCAAUGUAGUUUAAUUUUACCAUUUAAUUUAUUAUUUUAAAUUAUUUCUCGCUGUCACAUUGUUUGUAUUUUCUUGUAAAUACAAAAUUUAAUGAUUUUCGUAAUUAAAGUGUUGUCUUCGCUUCGACAUAUAUUUAUUUGGUGUUUAUACAAUCAUGUGUAGAAUAGCUGCUCAAACGGACUGUCAUAAUAUGAAUCUCAUUUUAAUUCUUUUUUAUACUGUUUUUUUUUUCAUCAACAUGCAAACUUCACAUAUUUACAUUUGAAACCAAAACUUAAGAAAUGUAACGCAAUAUUGUCGUAUUUUAUUUUGUAUACUAGAUAAAAACAUUUACUGUUUCAUUUUUUUUAAAAGCGAUGCUCAAUUUUAAUAUAACCGUAAAUACAAAAUAUUAAAUGAAAUUAAAAGUAAAAAUCGGUAAUUAUUAAUUUACCUAUCUGAAUAUUAUAUAAGGAAUGAAUUUAUAAUCAACAAUAUAAAACAAUACAGUUAAUAUGUCGAUACACAUAUACUUACUAUAACUUGUUGUUUAAUAUAAGAUACUCCUUCGUAUCGCAUUGUUGAUCGUUGCUAGCCCUUGUGUACCGUGUAUUGUUAAGAAGAAUGUACUUAUCAAUUAAAUGCGUAUGUGAAUUGUA
Molecule: messenger RNA, 4659 nt
Organism: Plodia interpunctella (Indianmeal moth)
Lineage: Eukaryota; Metazoa; Arthropoda; Insecta; Lepidoptera; Pyralidae
Product: phosphatidylinositol 4-phosphate 5-kinase type-1 alpha-like
Exons: 20
Coding region: 197-2596 (799 amino acids)
Biological process (GO): phosphatidylinositol phosphate biosynthetic process
Cellular component (GO): plasma membrane
Molecular function (GO): 1-phosphatidylinositol-4-phosphate 5-kinase activity
Source: RefSeq, a predicted model, not a curated record